CUGAGUGCACCUUGGUCUCCCGUGGUGAUUGGAGGGGUGAGGAGGGAAGUCUGGAAGCCCCACCCUCCCCAGAGCCAGCCCAGCCUAGGAUCCCUCUCUUUCUCUCUCCCUUUUGGCAGACAGUGAAGACGUUAAUCUCUUUCAGCUGAAGCAGGUUCCCUUCGUUUCUGUCCUGACAGGAGGCCAACAGGAGCUGACCCCAGGUCACCAUGAGCUCGGCCAUCACCAGCUGGGAGCACCCCGACCCUCUGCAGAGGGCGGACGAUGGGCUCAACUGUCACCAUGAUGGCCAAGGCGGGAAGAAGGCCGGGCAGGCCGGGAGCUCCAGCAGCAGAGAGCCAACCUAUAGCGUCCUGGAUGUCCCCCCGUGGUACCUCUGCAUUCUCUUGGGCAUCCAGCACUUCCUCACGGCCCUGGGGGGACUCGUGGCAGUGCCGCUCAUCCUGGCCAAGGACCUGUGCCUGCAGCAUGACCCCCUGACUCAGAGCUACCUCAUCAGCACCAUUUUCUUCGUCUCUGGCCUCUGCACUCUCCUGCAAGUGUUUUUAGGAGUCAGGCUGCCCAUUCUCCAGGGAGGGACAUUUGCUUUCGUGGCACCCUCCCUGGCCAUGCUCUCCCUUCCUGCUUGGAAGUGCCCUGAGUGGACAUUCAAUGCCAGUCUGGUGAACACCAGCUCUCCCGAGUUCACCGAGGAAUGGCAGAAGAGGAUCCGAGAGUUGCAGGGUGCCAUUAUGGUUGCAUCCUGUGUCCAGAUGCUAGUAGGAUUCUCAGGCCUCAUUGGGUUUCUCAUGCGCUUCAUUGGCCCCUUGACCAUCGCUCCGACCAUCUCCUUGGUGGCCUUGCCUCUCUUUGAUUCUGCAGGCAGUAACGCUGGGGUCCACUGGGGGAUUGCCGCUGUGACCAUCUUCCUCAUCGUACUGUUUUCUCAGUACCUGAAAAACGUCGCAGUACCUGUGCCGGUUUAUGGAGGAAAGAAGUGCCACACGUCUAAGUUCUACCUGUUUCAGGUCUUCCCGGUGCUGCUGGCGCUCUGCCUCUCGUGGCUUCUCUGCUUCGUGCUCACGGUCACCAACGCCCUUCCCACGGCCCCCACGGCCUAUGGGCACCUGGCCCGCACUGACACCAAAGGCAAUGUGCUGAGCCAGGCUCCUUGGUUUCGCUUCCCUUACCCAGGACAGUGGGGUCUCCCCACCAUCAGCCUGGCCGGGGUCUUUGGGAUCAUUGCAGGGGUAAUCUCCUCGAUGGUGGAGUCCGUAGGUGAUUAUUAUGCCUGUGCCCGGCUGGUGGGGGCCCCCCCGCCUCCGAGGCACGCUGUCAACCGCGGCAUCGGCAUCGAGGGUCUCGGAUGUCUGCUGGCGGGGGCCUGGGGGACAGGGAAUGGCACCACCUCCUACAGCGAGAACGUCGGGGCGCUGGGCAUCACCAGGGUGGGGAGCAGAAUGGUGAUGGUCGCUGCCGGCUGCUUGCUGCUGGUGAUGGGCGUAUUCGGGAAGAUAGGGGCUGCCUUUGCCACCAUCCCGACCCCAGUGAUCGGAGGCAUGUUCCUGGUGAUGUUCGGGGUCAUCACCGCCGUGGGGAUCUCCAAUCUUCAGUAUGUGGACAUGAACUCAUCCAGGAACCUCUUUAUCUUUGGCUUCUCCAUCUACUGUGGGCUCGCCAUUCCCAGCUGGGUGAACAACAACGCUGAGAAGCUCCAGACAGGGAUUCUCCAACUGGACCAGGUCAUCCAGGUGCUGCUGACCACGGGCAUGUUUGUUGGUGGAUUUCUGGGCUUUUUCCUGGACAACACCAUCCCCGGAAGCCUGGAGGAGAGAGGCCUCCUGGUGUGGAAUCAAAUCCAGGAGGACUCCGAGGAGACUGCAAAGGCCUUGGAGGUGUACCGCCUGCCCUGCGGGAUCGGCACCAAGGUCUGCACGUCCUCCUGCACCCAGUACCUCCCCUUCUGGCCCAGGCUGGAAGCCGGGAGCCGGGAGCGGGGCCGGAACCUGCUGGCCCGCCUCUUCCAGGACCCCUCUGGAGCGUGCGGGAAGGGCGCCUCUGAAACCAAGCUGUGACAAGAAUGUCCUCACGCCCGCCCCAACGCGCUCUUCACCCCCCUCCCCGACCUCAAGAGCUCAUCCGCAUGGCGAGGAGGGUGGGCACCCUGCAUGCAGGGCAACCAGAUGAGUACUGAUUAAGGCCAUGAGGAGGGUGCUGCUUUGAUAUAUUUGGACGCUGCAGCCUUCCACGUGCUCCAGCGAAAACCAGGCCCCCACCUCCAGCGUCAGCCCGUGUGACCCAGGGUUCGCCCAGAUGCGCUGGGCCCACACGUUCUCGGUCAUACUUUGAUGCCUUGGGACAAAGAGGCGGGGGGUGGCAGAGGGGACGGAGGUGGGGCUGUUUGCUGGAAGGCACCAGGAACAGUUGUCUUCGAGCCCCUCUUGUCCUCCCCCUCCCUGGCACCUGCCCCUGGAGUCUGGCGCCUCAGGAGAGAUGAGGAGGACCCCCUGUUCCCCCAGCGCCUGCUCUGAUCUUCUGGUGCUCCAGGCCGCCCCCGGCUCAAGCUGUUUGUGAUGGAAGGUUCUUAGCGUGCACGUUCUUGGAAUCGAGUGCCCGGACUCUGGCUUAGGCUUUGCCCUGCUCUUGCAGGCUGCCAAGGAAUCAGAACCCACUCCCCCAAAUGGCCUCCCUCAAGAGUGCAGCAUGAACUCCUGCCUGAGUUUCCAGCUGUCUGGUCUGCCCUGCAAAUUUCAGAUUUGCGGUCUCCACCAUUAAUAUUUAAACUGAUACCUACCCCCGUACCCUUACCUGUCCUCUGGGGUCUGUUUCUCUGACAGAUAGGUGCUGGCUCAUACGGGACGAUAUCAUCAGUCAAGACACAGGAAGAUACCUUUGUAGGAAGAGGCCUCGGUGGGGAGGACAGGAGGGCAAGGCCCAUCGGAGGGGAUGUUAAAGCGACACAUGCGUCCUGGGCUGCACCACAGCCAGUGAUCCCUGCGGGUGGGGAGCAGAGGGCUGUUCGAUCUGAAGAGUGGAGGCAGGGACACUCCUAGCGCAUGGCCACGGGGAGAAAGGACACAGCAUUCCCCUGAGGUCUGCCCUGGCCAGGGUCCACUGCCACACAAUGCUCCAGGAAUGAGGGCUGCACUGGAGUGGGUGGGGGCCACUUGGAGCUGGCACGUGUUCCUUGAGGACCUACUCUGUGCAGGCACCUCUGUAAAGGCUGAUUUCUCCUUUCCCCCUUA
Neogale vison (American mink) is the source of this 3224-nucleotide messenger RNA. Its product is annotated as solute carrier family 23 member 1-like. Gene Ontology annotation, molecular function: transmembrane transporter activity. Gene Ontology annotation, cellular component: membrane. Gene Ontology annotation, biological process: transmembrane transport. The transcript has 12 exons. Bases 210 to 2054 code for a protein of 614 amino acids. The record is from RefSeq and is a predicted model, not a curated record. NCBI's taxonomy places the organism in Eukaryota, Metazoa, Chordata, Mammalia, Carnivora, Mustelidae.